This is a messenger RNA of Aspergillus fischeri NRRL 181, 936 nucleotides long. RefSeq lists its product as uncharacterized. The coding region runs from base 1 to 936 and encodes 311 amino acids. Gene Ontology annotation, cellular component: synaptonemal complex. The record is from RefSeq and is a predicted model, not a curated record. The transcript has a single exon. Gene Ontology annotation, biological process: reciprocal meiotic recombination. NCBI's taxonomy places the organism in Eukaryota, Fungi, Ascomycota, Eurotiomycetes, Eurotiales, Aspergillaceae. Gene Ontology annotation, molecular function: ubiquitin protein ligase activity.
AUGGAUAUUAAACUGCUUAGGCACAUAUUUUGUCUUCCCUGCGCAGAUACUCUCGGUCUCUCACGUCCCACCCAUGGCGAACGUCGCUGUCCAGCUUGCCAAACCGUCCUCGUGAAUCCGGACGACGCCGCGUCAACCGUUCUCAAUCCCUCUGAAGACUAUAAAACCAGCGUACUGAGUGGGCUAGAUCCGAACACAAUCAUGGAAUGCGCCAGCCGAGCAUUAGUAUUCUGGGCUUAUCAGGCCACGCAGGAGAUGUGCGUAUUGCUCAGCUUUCCCAUCGACUUCUGCCUCAAUUUCCUCACAGGGGACAGAUUCUACCAAGAGUAUCUCGGAAAGUCACUUACGGAGAAAUACUCAACGCUGAGUACACACAUGGACAGGGUGAUUCAUAGUGCAAAUACGGAGAUAUCAGCUCUUCAAGCUAAAUUGAACGGUUCGUCAUCAUCAGCAGACCCUCGAGGGAGGACAGGACCUGUUGACUCGAAAAUAGACAUGCAAGCAACAGAAGAGCAGCUUCGCAAGAAGAACCAGGAGCUUGUCAAUCUCUACCGAGAGAAGUGCAAGAAGUUCGCUCAGAUCACCAAUCUGUACAACCUUCUCAAGUCUCGUGCUAUGAGGUCGCAAAUGAAGACCGCUGCGUCGGACACUGUCUCGCAAACUUUGAAUUCACUCGGCAACUCUGGAAACGCGCCCUCGGUAUCAGGUUUGAGCAGACCAAUGGGAGUAUCGCAGCCGCCACAGACUCCGGCGUCUCAUCAAGGCAAUCCGCAUCCUGUCAACCUGGAAGGGGUGGAACAGCUACAUCGGCAUCAGCGGAGCGGAACUGGGAGCUCGAAAGGCACGAAGCAAAAGGUUGACGCCGCGGUGAUGCCACCACCCACUGUGCCAGUGAACUUGAGAAACCGUAUGCUCCUCUUCAUCUAUUUCCAGUGA